UUUUAUUUUUUUUUUGUAAUUCGUAACAUUAUCCAAUUAACCUCACCCAAAUACUUGUAUUUCCGUCGUCAUACACAUUCCGGCCGGCGACUAGUGCAUUAUCUCCGGCAACCAGAAUCGAAAUUGUUACCAGUAACAAUGAAGUCCAUAUCUCCAUUGUUCUCAGUUUCCACUGCCAAGUCUCCAAUUUUCUACUUCAGUCCUAUUUCCCAAAGACUUUCGUCUGUCAAAUUUGCAGCCCCUCCGAAGAUAAAUUCACCAGAUACGAAAAGACCCAGUUCAAAAUCAGUUAAAACCCUCUCUGCAGCUCCUACAAUAGACCCCAUAACUACUACUGCCGCUUCCGCAUCUCCCAAAAAGGUUCUAGUGCCAAUUGGGUUUGGCACAGAAGAAAUGGAAGCUGUAAUAUUGGCUGAUGUUCUGCGCCGGGCUGGUGCAGAGGUAACAGUGGCAUCAGUAGAGCAGCAGUUGGAGGUUGAAGCAUAUGGAGGCACUAGGCUAGUUGCUGAUACUUUCAUCUCUACUUGUUCCACUGAAAUAUUUGAUCUUGUUGCAUUGCCGGGAGGAAUGCCAGGUUCUGCUCGUUUAAGAGACUGUGAAGUUCUCCAGAAGAUCACAAGCAGGCAAGCUGAGGAGAAGCGACUUUAUGGUGCCAUAUGUGCUGCUCCAGCAGUCACUCUUUUGCCUUGGGGUCUUCUCAAGAGGAAACAGACCACUUGUCAUCCUGCAUUUAUAGACAAAAUUUCUUCCUUCCGGGUGGUGAAAACUAACACACGAGUCUCUGGAGAGCUAACAACAAGUCGUGGUCCUGGCACUUCAUUUGAGUUUGCCAUAUGUUUAGUGGAGCAGCUGUUUGGCGAGCCUGUUGCCAGAGAAAUUGGAGAACUCUUGUUGAUGAAUCCUGCAGGUGAUGACCCAAAGAGACAAGAAUUCAAUGAAGUUGGAUGGUCUCUUGAUCGCACCCCCCAAGUUCUAAUUCCAAUAGCCAACGGGUCUGAAGAAAUUGAAGUGGUUACCUUGAUAGACAUUCUAAGACGAGCAAAGGUGAAUGUUGUGGUGGCUUCAGUGGAAAAAUCAGCACAGGUUUUGGCAUCAAAAGGAACAAAAAUUGUUGCAGACAAGUUGAUAAAUGCUACUUCUGACUCCAUAUUUGACUUGAUUAUCCUCCCGGGAGGAGCUGCCGGGGCUGAACGGCUGCACAAGUCAAAAAUUCUGAAGAAGUUGCUUAAGGAACAAGAGUCGGCUGGAAGAAUAUUUGGUGCAAUCUGCUCUUCACCUGCAGUCUUGCAGAAACAGGGGUUAAUAAAGGACAAGAAAGCCACUGCACAUCCUGCUGUCUUAGACAAGCUCAAAGACGGGGUAAAUGAUGCUCAGGUAGUUAUCGAUGGUAAACUCAUCACAAGCCAGGGACUUGCUACAGCGAUACAGUUUGCACUGGCUAUUGUGAGCAAGCUUUUCGGGCAUGCAAGGGCAAGGAGUGUAGCAGAAGGUCUUGUCUAUCAGUACCCCAAGAGCUAGAAAUGCCAGUCCUGAAACCCUCAGAGUGCCCAAGUAUGUUAAAGGGGCAACUCAAAUUGAUGGAUUACAUACAUACUUCACCGGCAAUUACAAGAAAGGCAACUUUCUUGUCCUUGAUGACUUGGUAGCAGAUAUAACAAGCUCGAGAGGAGAUUUUCCCAAGUCUACCAAAACCAAAGGUAGUGGAGUCAUUCCAAUCCAGUAGCCAAGUCAGCGAUCAUCUGCAAUUGGGGCAAACUGGGUGGAUAUCUCAACCCAAGAUGGCUUAUAAAUUCACUUAUAUCAUUUUCCCCUUUUCUUGACAGGAUUAGUCCUAACCUACAAUACAGAGUUCCUACUAGAUCUUUAACUGGGAUUAGGGAAUUUACUAUCACUCGGCCAGGUCGCAUUGGAAAUCGUGAUGAUCAAAGUAAUGACGCCAGUUAUGGGCAAAUUGUUCUUCGCCUCAUCUCUGUCUCGUCUGGACACUAUAUAGCACCCCCAGCCCACAAGUUUCUUUUCUUCGUUUAGCUUGGCCUCCAUAAUCAUGAUUAUUGGCAUUUAGAGCAUACAGAAAGAGGAUUGCUGCUCUCAUGCGUUGAAUGGUGAUCUUGGCGUGUACUUAACAAUAGAUUCCAUUAUGGAUUUGUUUUGUUUUUUCA
This is a messenger RNA of Solanum tuberosum (potato), 2159 nucleotides long. Its product is annotated as protein DJ-1 homolog C. Lineage: Eukaryota; Viridiplantae; Streptophyta; Magnoliopsida; Solanales; Solanaceae. Gene Ontology annotation, cellular component: cytoplasm. The transcript is spliced from 8 exons. The record is from RefSeq and is a predicted model, not a curated record. Gene Ontology annotation, biological process: glyoxal metabolic process. Bases 139 to 1518 code for a protein of 459 amino acids.